UCCGAGGCAGACGCGGAAGUGAGGGGAGGCCCGGGGCUGAGGCCGGUUGCCGGACUUCUGGCCCAGCCGCCCGCCUUGGGAACGUUCCGGAAGGCUAGAUUCCUAAGAGGCCGGAUCCCGGCAGCCCAGACGAGACGAAGCCGGCGCUCCUCGGCCUAGGAGCCGAUGCCGGCCGCGCCCUGGAGGCCCCGUAGCGGGGCCGGACCAUGAGCCUGCUGGGCGGCCCGGCCUCGUCGCCGCGGGCCCCGCUGCAGUCCGGCAAGGCCAGGAUGAAAAAGCUCCCGAAGAAGAGCCAGAACGAGAAGUACCGGCUUAAGUACCUGCGGCUGCGCAAAGCGGCCAAAGCCACCGUGUUUGAAAAUGCUGCUAUUUGUGAUGAAAUUGCUCGUCUGGAGGAAAAAUUUCUUAAAGCAAAAGAAGAAAGACGGUAUUUGCUAAAGAAGCUCCUCCAGCUUCAGGCCCUAACAGAAGGGGAGGUACAGACUGCAGCCCCCGCCCACAGCUCCAGUUUGCCCCUGACUUACGGUGUGGCCAGCUCUGUGGGAGCUAUACAGGGAGCUGGGUCCAUUUCUGGGCCCAGCACUGGGGCUGAGGAACCAUUUGGGAAGAAAUCCAAGAAGGAGAAAAAAGAAAAAGGCAAAGAGAACAACAAACUGGAAGUUCUGAAGAAAACAUCCAAGAAAAAGAAAAUGGAGGGAGGUGCUCGCAAGCUGGUUCAGCCCAUUGCCCUGGAUCCCUCAGGACGGCCUGUGUUCCCCAUCGGACUGGGGGGUCUAACAGUAUAUAGCCUGGGGGAGAUCAUCACCGACCGACCUGGCUUCCAUGAUGAGCGCGCCAUCUACCCCGUGGGCUACUGCAGUACUCGGAUAUAUGCCAGUGUCAAGUGCCCGGACCAGAAGUGUCUGUAUACCUGCCAGAUCAAGGAUGGUGGCAUGCAGCCUCAGUUUGAAAUUGUUCCUGAAGAUGACCCCCAGAACGCCAUUGUCACCUCUUCUGCAGAUGCCUGUCACGCAGAACUGCUCAAGACCAUAAGUGCUGCUCUGGGGAAACUAAUGCCCAACCUGCUUCCGUCUGGAGCUGACUUUUUUGGGUUUUCUCAUCCAACUAUUCACAACCUGAUCCAGAGUUGUCCAGGAGCUCGAAAAUGCGUCAGUUACCAGUGGGUGAAAUUUGAUGUGUGGAAACCCGGAGACGGGCAGCCACCCCAAGGACUGCCAGAGAAUGAUGCAAGUGUAAGCUUCGAAGCCUUUCAGAGACAGGCCUUUGGUGAAGAUCAUAGCGAUCCCAUUCUGCCAGGAUCCUUGGACCUUCCAGAGCUUCAGCCCACACCCUUCGUGUCUUCUUACGAGCCCGUGUUCCUGACGCACGAACCCCUGGUGGACACUCACCUACAGCACCUGAAGUCUCUGUCACAGUGUAGCCCGACUCCGUCUUCAGAUUGAGCAGGAGGGGGUCGCAUACCACGUCAUUUAACUUAAAGUAAAACUCCAAAUAUGGAAGAAGACAGCAGUUCAGGAGCGAAGGACAUACCAACACAUUUUGUCAUGGAGACUCCUGUGGUGACAGUGUUCCCUGGGAAAAACUUUAGCUGCUUUAUUUUUAGCAAUAAAUUUCUCUUUACAAA
Molecule: messenger RNA, 1624 nt
Organism: Zalophus californianus (California sea lion)
Lineage: Eukaryota; Metazoa; Chordata; Mammalia; Carnivora; Otariidae
Gene: FYRD1
Product: transforming growth factor beta regulator 1
Exons: 9
Coding region: 207-1442 (411 amino acids)
Biological process (GO): regulation of cell cycle
Cellular component (GO): nucleus
Source: RefSeq, a predicted model, not a curated record